Molecule: messenger RNA, 1011 nt
Organism: Penicillium nucicola
Lineage: Eukaryota; Fungi; Ascomycota; Eurotiomycetes; Eurotiales; Aspergillaceae
Product: aldo/keto reductase family protein
Exons: 2
Coding region: 1-1011 (336 amino acids)
Molecular function (GO): oxidoreductase activity
Source: RefSeq, a predicted model, not a curated record
AUGGCUAGCAAAUCGUCGGACCUCAAAAUUGUAUUUGGCGCAAUGACCAUUGGUCAAGCUGGAUUGCCGGGAUGUCGACAAACGACACCGAAAGAAGUUAAGGAUGUCCUGGACAAGUUUCAGCAACAUGGUCAUCGCGAGGUUGAUACUUCCCGCAUAUAUGCGCAAGGGACAUCCGAGACUUUCCUCGGAAACAGUUCCUGGCAGGAGAGAGGACUAAAGAUGCAGACCAAAAUUUAUCCCUCCGCCGGAAAGAUCAUGGGGGACACGGAGAAUUACACUUUCAGUCCAGAGGAUCUGCGACGAGCGUUGACCGCUAGCCUGGAAGCUCUUCAAUGCGACCAAGUCGACCUGUGGUAUCUUCACGCACCUGAUCGAAAGACGCCCCUGGAGGUCACUUUGUGCGAAGUGAAUAGACUGCACGGUGAAGGCAAGUUCAAACGUCUCGGACUGAGCAAUUUCAUGUCCUGGGAAGUUGCGCAAGUAUGUGAGAUCUGCGAUCGCCACGGAUGGAUCCGUCCCUCUGUCUACCAAGGCAUCUAUAACCCGGUGCAUCGUGCGAUCGAAGCCGAGCUUCUUCCAUGUUUGAGGAACUACGGCAUUGCUUUGUAUGCCUUCCAGCCGUUAGCCGGGGGUGUAUUGACCGGUCGCUACCAAUACGAUACAACCUCAUUUGAAGCUGGAUCACGAUAUGAUCCUAACAACAAGCAGAGUGCGACCAUGAAUGCUCGUUACUGGGACAAAACUACCUUUGAAGCCCUUAAUAUCAUCCAGAAGGCUGCCGAGAAGCACGAUCUCUCUGUUCCUGAAUGUGCUUUUCGCUGGCUGGUGCACCAUUCCCAGCUCAAUAGUUCACAUGGCGAUGCUCUCAUUAUCGGAGCAAGCAGCGUUGUUCAACUGGAGAAUAACCUAGCAGAUAUUGAGAAAGAUACUCUUCCCGAUGACGUUCUACAAGCGCUUGAAGAGGCAUGGCAGUAUAUUCAAAAUCCUGUCCGGAAAUAUUGGCAUUGA